AUGAUUAUUCAAUUCGCUUUUAUUUCAAUUCUUUAUUUUACAUUUAUGUUACCCGAAAUCAUUGUUGGUGUCAUUGAAGCUCUGUGGGAUUCAACAUUUCUGAGUGACAUUCAGUAUUCGGCUUAUUUUGUUAAUCAAUUCUUACCUUUUAUCAUCGUUGGUUCAUUACCAAAUAUUUACAAACAAUUUCGAGAAUGGAUUCAAUUUAUUAAAAGGGCAAUUUGUCUCAGAGGACAUAUUGAACCCUUAUAA
Messenger RNA from Adineta ricciae, 252 nucleotides. Lineage: Eukaryota; Metazoa; Rotifera; Eurotatoria; Adinetida; Adinetidae. The record is from the annotation of a GenBank genome assembly.